Molecule: messenger RNA, 3424 nt
Organism: Cladophialophora immunda
Lineage: Eukaryota; Fungi; Ascomycota; Eurotiomycetes; Chaetothyriales; Herpotrichiellaceae
Exons: 4
Coding region: 378-2516 (712 amino acids)
Biological process (GO): DNA-templated transcription; positive regulation of transcription by RNA polymerase II
Cellular component (GO): nucleus
Molecular function (GO): zinc ion binding; sequence-specific DNA binding; DNA-binding transcription factor activity, RNA polymerase II-specific
Source: RefSeq, a predicted model, not a curated record
ACCUCCUCAUCACCUGGCACGCUGGAUCAUGGCCCCGACAACACCCACAGCAACCUAGAACUGAACACCACCUGACUAAUAGGCAUGCCAAUCGCUUAAAGUUCGCUGCAGUCCAAAACCCACCCUCGUGGCGACUCCCACCUGCCGUCCGCAUGAUCGGAACUCUCUUUUUCCUAUCUCUCCAGCCGUCACCGAGUUGGCAAAAUGCCACUUUCUGAACCUCAUGGCUGGAGAUUCAGAACAGAGCAGUGGAAAGCCCGCCCGGCCUUUUCGCAAGGGCUACCAUAGAAGAGCACCUCGUGCCUGCGACGAAUGCCGCCUGAGGAAGAUCAAGUGCGACGGAUCACUGCCUUGUGGCCCCUGCAGUGUUUCUGACGAUGGUGAGUGGCGGCCACUUCUAUCGCAGCUUGGAGGAGAUCACUGCGCUGACGGCACCAGUCUGUUCCUACGACCCUGGGACUCGACCUCGGGAGACGCCCACCCAGAGGAUUCGGAAGCUGGAGGCAUGUCUACGGGCAGCACGAAUGUCGCUGGUGCGGCUCAAGGCUCAGAAUCAGAUUCUCGCCAAUACCGAUAUCGACUCGGUGCUCAACACGCUAGAUAACUCGUACCCAGAGGCCUCGGACGACGGAGACUCCAGUGGCGGCGACGACAAUGCCACCUCAGCCCGCUUAGCCAGCAUGAUGGGUAGAGCUGGUCGGUUCGUGCCUCUUUCACCCACCCAAACCACCUUCUAUGGAUCUUACUCCGGAUAUUCUUUCGUCUUCAAGACUCUAGAGCUGUUCCGGAGAAUGCCUGACAGUGCAGCCUUGACGACUGAGACUCAGAAUAUCACUACAGCCUUGUUCAACGCACCGGUCGCGGAUGCUGAAGCAGGCGCGCAGUACUCCUCGCAGUUCCAGAGUCUUCCGAGUCUAUCUAUCACGCUCAGUCUUCUGGACGUUGUCUUCACCAGAUGUAAUCCAUUGAUUCAGUUCGUCCACGAGGCCGAUUUUCGAGACAUGGUCAAUCGCCUGUACAGCGAAUCUGCGCUUCAAUUUGGGGCAUCAAGCCAUAACUUCAUGCCACUGUUCCAUGGAAUUCUUGCAAUUGCACUAUUGUUUGAUGUGCGAUCCCGCAAAAAGCAUGGGUGCGAAGACAUUGUCAACGAAGCCACGAGGCAUUUCCUUCUGGCUCGGAGGGAACUCGACGUUGCUCAGUGUGCUGAUCUCAUAUCCAUGCAGACAAUACUAUGUCUCAUCUACUUUCUGGUCACAACAUCUCGUCUGACUUCCGCAUACACAUAUCUUGGCAUUGCUUGUACGUCGGCUUUGAGGCUUGGCUUGCAUAAAGACAUCGGGAAAGAUAUCUCGAUAUCUGAAGUACAACAAGACGCCAGGCUCCGAAUCAUGCUUGCCGUGCUACAGUUCGACACUUUAGUCAGCAUAGUUCUGGAUUUGCCAACUCGCAUCAAUCCCAAUUCCAUCGACCCGGGUGUUAUGGCCUCAUUGAAAACGGACUUUGGCAAAAGGUCGGCCAGUGCUCGUGAGGCUGUUUCGGCGACUCACGCGAAACUUCUGGCAUCAGCCAAGCACUUGGAAUUGUUGAGCCUCACCGCAACAGGACUUCGAAGCAUAUUUAGCCACGGCACCCAGAAGGGCAAGCGCACAAAAGACCUAGUCUUUGACAAUGUUGACUCCGUCAACAUGAGAGGAGCUGAGGAUUCAUUCCGCAAAUGGGCCAGAGCUUUGUCUUGCUUGCCUGUGAUUCCCGACAAGCUUGAAGUGUCAGCAAUCAUGAAAUUCGAACUGGAAAUGGCAUUCUAUUUUGGCCAAUUCGUCUUAUACCAACCAUUCUUGCAUUACCUCAUACAGAUGGCCGACGGUGCACCCAUUACGAGGACUCAAUCACAGCACGCACUAGCUUGUAUCAAAAUCGCAGCUACAACAAUUAGUCGCGCUGAGGUGAUGCAUCAACGCGGUUUGCUUGCUCCCGCUUCCUGGAGUGUCAUCUACACACUUUUCCUGGCGGUCAUGUGCCUCCUGUUCCUGAUAGCGACGCACAACGGCACAUCCCGACCUAGUGAAGCAUGGAAGAAGGGAGAAUUGGGCAUCAAGCUUCUGGCAACGAUGCGUUGUUACGACAACGGUGCAGUCAGGUGUUUGUGGAUCAUCAAGAUGGUUAUUAAACAGCUCUCUCACACUGUGCAAUUUGAUGUUGAUCAAAUCGUCGCGAGCGCCGAAUGUUUGUGCCCCUGCACAAGGUCGAAUUUGAUACCGACAGAAUCACUGGACCGCAGACCAUCACGCGAUCGUUCAGACAUCAACGCCGGGGCUAGUGGAUAUGCGACACCGGAAACGCCGCAUGAUGCACGUGCCUAUCCAUCGGUCUGGAACCGACCAGGCAUGGACCAACUUCUGGCCUCUAAUCAGGACUCACCACGGCAUGAUGCAGAUUUCAUUCUUGCCGAGGCCCAGGCCAUCUCAUUGACGUUACCUAUCGACAAUCUCGAAUUAUUCGCCUCGGAAGAGGUCUGACCGGAGAUAAGAGCGCGCAUCUAGCGAAAGGCUGCCAAUUGUCGUGUGACAGGCUUCAGGCUGAGAGGACAACGAUGUCAACCGGCCAACCACACUUUAAGUGAUGAUUUCGACGCCGAAUCCUACGGAUCUAGGGACGGACCCGCCUCGAAAACACGACUCAAGACUCAAACAUCCGUUUUCUGCUUGAGGGGGAUCUUCUUUGCAGAGGUCGAGCAUGGAUUGCAGACGGGACGGUUCUCGGAGUGAAGAGGACGCCACGCCCCUCGUAUGCUCCAAGCUCUUGCUCUUUUGGUGUCCUGAUCCAAGUGUCAUGCCAAAGGCAAACGUUUCCUUAUAAUGUGUGUCCAUUGGGAAAAGGCGAAGCAUUAACCAUGAGGUCACAGACUCAAGCGAAUGCAUCGCCUGGGUUCCUUUCCUCACGCAAGACGCCCUUGUCUCGAGAGUUGCCGUGUACAGGUGAAUGGCGUUCGUCGAGGCUUGGGAUGGCAGUGGGAUUUGGCGGGCCAUUGGAGAGGGACACGGACGAACAGGGGGAGCGCGCGCGAACAGCGAAAGGAAAGGCCACGGUCACGAGCUCCCAGAAUGCGAGGCUGAACAGCCCCUGAAAUCCGGUACUUUUUCCCGCCGGCAAUGCUGCUCCGUCCUGACGUCCCUGUCCUUUUUUCGCCCUGGGGGAUUGAUUGCACGAUGCUACUCCGGAGUACAUGGAUUUUGAAGCUGCUUGUUAUAUCGUCGCAGCAUUGCGGCGUGAUCAUGUACCUAGCAUUUCUUGAACAAAUGACAUCUCUAUUAUAUGGUAUGAUAUGAUUCGACGUGGAACCGUGCAUCGAUAUGCCCCAUUGUUCGAGAUGCCGGCGUGUCAUGAAGACGUACAUACAUACAUACAUUAGCAAAUCGCCGAGUUC